Medioppia subpectinata is the source of this 675-nucleotide messenger RNA. NCBI's taxonomy places the organism in Eukaryota, Metazoa, Arthropoda, Arachnida, Sarcoptiformes, Oppiidae. The record is from the annotation of a GenBank genome assembly.
AUGAACUUCGGUGCCAUCGGAACAGUGAUCGCACACGAGAUCACACAUGCCUUCGACGACAUCGGAAAGCAAUUUGAUAAAUAUGGCAAUAAUGAGAAUUGGUGGCACUCAACCACUGAUACCAUGUUUAAAAAUAGGACACAAUGUCUUAUCAAUCAGUAUAACGGCUAUGUUUUACAAGAUAUCGCAACGAAUUUAAACGGCAUAAACACGUUGGGAGAGAAUAUCGCGGACAAUGUGGGGGUUCGGGAGGCUUUCAAAGCGUACAAAUCAUACGUCAAACAACACCCAAAAGAGUUGACUCUUCCCGGUCUCAGAUAUACACCCGAACAGCUCUUUUGGAUUACAUACGGAAAUGUGUGGUGCACUCAAGUCAGACCUGAAGUAUCAAAAAUGUUUGUCGAUAAGGAAACCCAUAGUCCGGCGCGCUUUAGAGUUAUCGGAACCCUAUCUAAUCUGAAGGAGUUUUCCCAGAGUUUCAACUGUCCUGAAGGGAGUCCAAUGAAUCCAUUAAAUAAAUGCAAUAUUUGGUAAUUUGGCUCUAAUUUUAGACCUGUUUUUAAUUGAAUGAGAUGUUGAAUGUAAUCAUUUAAAUGCUGUAAUAUAUUGUAUUUUUACUAAACAUAAUCUAAUCAUAAGAUUAUAAAUGUAUAUAAAAUAUUAUAAUCUUUUAGA